AUGCUCAUUUUUUGUUUGUCUUUCUUCACGUCGCUAGAGGACGACGACUGCGAAGUGACAGGAGUAGCUGCUGAGCUGUUGGAGGCGGGCUUUUCAAAACCGAACUCUUUCUUGAAGAGAUCUUUCUUUGGAGGCGGAACUGGAAGCGAGGCAAGUGGGGGCAGGCUUGGCAAAUGGUGUCCACUGUUGUUUGCAUUAGUGAAGAGCUGGGGAGACGACAUUCCCGAGCUUGACAUACGAGGUGCCAGCGAGGGACUUUUGAACUGUGGGCCACCGUUACCAGCAACCUCCAUAUUGGCGAACAUUGAGGAGCGGCGCGAGUUGAUCGAGGUUCCGUCGCUCAGAUGA
Ogataea philodendri is the source of this 348-nucleotide messenger RNA. RefSeq lists its product as uncharacterized. The record is from RefSeq and is a predicted model, not a curated record. The transcript has a single exon. The coding region runs from base 1 to 348 and encodes 115 amino acids. Lineage: Eukaryota; Fungi; Ascomycota; Pichiomycetes; Pichiales; Pichiaceae.